AGAAGAAGAAGCUGUGAAACUGGAUACACUUCCAGGUCAUCAUCAUCUUUGUCCUUCCGGGUCGAAGUAAAAAUGCCGUACAGACUCUGACUAAAGUUAGAUUUAAUAGUUGUGUGUACUUCUACUUAGACCACGGUAGUUGUUGUCAUCGGGCGUGUUAUUGUUGGUUAACACGUGUUUUGAGUUGUGAGCAGUUUGUUGUAAACAUGGCUCCAACGAUCCAGACUCAAUCUCAACGAGAAGACGGACACAGUAGGCCAUCCUCUCAUAGAACUGUUCCAGAGAGGUCGGGGGUGGUCUGUCGAGUGAAGUACUGCAACAGCCUGCCUGACAUCCCUUUUGACCCCAAAUUCAUCACAUAUCCAUUUGAUCAGCACAGGUUUGUACAGUACAAAGCCACGUCUCUAGAGAAGCAGCACAAGCACGAGCUCCUGACUGAGCCAGACCUCGGGGUCACCAUCGAUCUCAUCAACCCAGACACCUACCGCAUAGACCCCAACAUACUGUUGGAUCCCGCUGAUGAAAAACUGUUGGAAGAGGACAUCCAGGCUCCAUCCAGUUCAAAGAGGUCACAGCAGCAUGCCAAAGUGGUCCCGUGGAUGAGAAAGACAGAAUAUAUUUCGACAGAGUUUAACAGAUACGGUGUUUCCAACGAGAAAGUGGAAGUCAAGAUCGGUGUGUCUGUCAAACAGCAGUUUACAGAAGAAGAAAUCUACAAGGACAGAGACAGCCAGAUUACUGCUAUUGAGAAAACAUUUGAGGAUGCACAGAAAUCGGUUACAGUGCACUACAGUAAACCCAGAGUUACUCCUGUGGAGGUACUACCUGUGUUCCCCGACUUCAAGAUGUGGAUCAACCCAUGCGCUCAGGUCAUCUUUGACUCUGAUCCUGCACCUAAAGACCAAACAGCACCACAAGGAGUGGAAAUGAUGUCUCAGGCCAUGAUCAGAGGUAUGAUGGAUGAGGAAGGAAAUCAGUUUGUGGCCUACUUCCUGCCCCAUGAGGAAACGAUUCGCAAGCGCAAGAGAGAUUGCGAUGAAGGGAUGGAUUACAUGCCUGAGGAUCUGUAUGAUUACAAGAUAGCCAGGGAGUACAACUGGAAUGUCAAGAACAAAGCCAGCAAGGGUUAUGAGGAGAACUACUUCUUCAUCUUCAGAGAUGGAGAUGGUGUUUACUACAACGAGCUCGAGACAAGGGUGCGUCUGAGCAAGAGGAGAGCCAAGGCUGGAGCACAGUCAACCACAAACGCCGUGCUGGUGUGUAAGCACAGAGACAUGAACGAGAAGGAACUCGAAGCCCAGGACGCACGUAAAGCUCAGCUGGAGAACCAUGAGCCAGAAGAUGAAGAGGAAGACAUGGACUUGGAUAAAGACUUGCAAGACUCUGGUGACGAGAAAGAGAAGGGCAGCGGCAGCGAGGCAGAGAACUCCGGUAGCGAAUCAGAGAGGGAAGAUGAAGACCGGGAACAAAAGCCAGAGGAGGAGGAAGAGGAGGACAAAGAGAAGCGGAAGAGGAAGGCGAGCGGCAGCGGAAGCGAGAGCGGCGAGGAGAGGACCAGAGAAAUGCGAGACGAGGAAGAGAUCUUCGGCAGCGACGACGACAGCGCCGGCGGCGACAACGACAACGAGAACGACAAGAACUCAGCCAGGAGCAGCGGGGAGGAGGGCAGCGGGAGCGAGGACGAAGGAGGGAACAGAGGAGGCAGCAGGAGUCGCAGCGCAUCGCCAGCACACAGCGACCGCAGCAGCGGCCCCUCGGAGACCCAGGCUCAGAGCGGAAGUGGAAGCGAGAGAGGCUCAGAUUCCAGCGACGCCAGUGACAGUGAAUAAAACGUGUGGUCUGGACAGCAAGGCGAUGGCCACCUUUCUUACCUGUAUGUUCAGCUCCAAACGUGGCAGUGUUGCCCUGUCACUGACCCUGAUAUUACGAUUGCAAAUAAAAUUUGUGUGUGUGAUGCUCAUAGGUUUUGGACCGGGGACAUCUCACUUCAAUACAGUUUUUAAUAGUAGAUUCAACUAUCGCACCAGUAGCUAUUUGUACACCAUUCCUCUGUUUUUGUCUGUUAGAUAUUCCGUACAGGAUCAUGUAAAAAAUGUCUUUGUUCUCUGCUUUUUUUCUUGUCAUUGUGUUACGGCUUUGAAACUGAUAAUAAAAAUGCAGGUGCCAUUUUGUAAGAAGCAGUGGUCAAUAGGUUGUUGUUUUCCCCCUCUUUAACAGCUUAUUUUCAAUCAACCCAAAGAAGUACAGGACUGUCGUCUGUGCUCCAUUUAAAAAAUAUUAAAUAUUUGAUUUGUUUAGUUGAUGCUUAGUUCAUA
Molecule: messenger RNA, 2315 nt
Organism: Sebastes umbrosus (honeycomb rockfish)
Lineage: Eukaryota; Metazoa; Chordata; Actinopteri; Perciformes; Sebastidae
Gene: paf1
Product: PAF1 homolog, Paf1/RNA polymerase II complex component
Exons: 14
Coding region: 207-1829 (540 amino acids)
Biological process (GO): transcription elongation by RNA polymerase II
Cellular component (GO): Cdc73/Paf1 complex
Molecular function (GO): chromatin binding; RNA polymerase II complex binding
Source: RefSeq, a predicted model, not a curated record